Messenger RNA from Suhomyces tanzawaensis NRRL Y-17324, 2172 nucleotides. RefSeq lists its product as uncharacterized. The record is from RefSeq and is a predicted model, not a curated record. Bases 1 to 2172 code for a protein of 723 amino acids. Gene Ontology annotation, biological process: peptidyl-serine phosphorylation; peptidyl-threonine phosphorylation. The transcript has a single exon. NCBI's taxonomy places the organism in Eukaryota, Fungi, Ascomycota, Pichiomycetes, Serinales, Debaryomycetaceae. Gene Ontology annotation, molecular function: ATP binding; protein serine/threonine kinase activity.
AUGGACACCCUGCAGAGCAUUCCCUACUUUGAGGACAAGUUCUCCAAGAUCACCAUCAACAAGUCCCCCACCCGCAAAAAGAAAGUGUAUCCGCCACAUCUCUAUCCCGAUGGAACCAACCCCAAAGUGCCAUCCCUGCAAGAGACCAGAGCUGGCUCUGGCAAGACUGUUGGGCCUAUGACGCCCUCGCGGGUGAUCUCUUCCAGCAAGUCGUUUUCCACCGUCAAGCAACCAAACGAAAAGAGGGUGCUCAGCUACCCUCUUUCCGAGAUUUCCACCCUGAAGAAGGACUACCAGUUCUCGUUCAUGAAAGAAACCUCGUCGUCAUUACUGAAGAAGUACACCUCCCCCAAGCCCCACAUGCCCCAGGUGAUUCCCGUGUCCUCCACCAAGAAACGCAACGAGUACUCCCGACAGUUGUCCCAGUCCCUCAGAUCAAGACGGUUGGUUUCUAGUAAUUGUCCUCCAACAGAUAUCACCAACUUGUCCUACGCCUCGUCAGCCAGAGAAGUCAACGACUCGCCAACUAAACAAAGUGCAUACAGAAAUGCUUCCCAGCCUUUGCCUGUCAAAAAGGGUGACGUGUUCAACAGACUAUACCCUGGCCCUUCCAAACCUGAGAAGGCCACCCUUGCCCCCAGGAACGUUCAGGGGUACCCAUCAGCAUAUCAAAAACCACAAACUCGCUCCACGAGCUACACGAGCUCCACAAGUGCUACAAAAAUCGAAUCAUUGGCCCAGUUAUACACCAAGAUGUACCUGAAGGAUCCAUCUUUGUUCAGUGAAAAGUUCGAUUCGUCUACUAGCAACAACCAAUUUGCCACUCCCCUUGAUGUUACCCAAAUAUCAAGUACGUCAUUGAAUGCAUACGAAAAGGAGGAGUUGAGCCGCAAAAAGGAAGUUUAUUUCGUUCCAAACUUGGCACAACCAAGAAAAAUCGAUAUCAAGAAUUAUCAAAGCAAUUUUGGUUUUGACGACGCUAGUGGAAAUUAUCACAUUGUGCCGAACGAUCACAUCAACUUCAGGUAUGAAAUUCUAUCAAUCCUAGGCAAUGGGUCAUUUGGCAAGGUAGUUGAGACCAAAGAUCACAAGUCAAACAAGGUGGUUGCUAUCAAAAUCAUCAAAAACGACUUGAAUUGGUCCCUACAGUCCUUAAAUGAGAUAAAGCUAUUAAAGUUCCUUAAUGGGACAGGUCCUCCUACUAAGUUAUCCAACCAGCCCAAUACAUCCAUACUGACAACUCCGGAGUUUCCAGCGCUCUCAGCCGAAGUUUCCCCUUAUAUUUUGAAGUAUUUUGAUCAUUUCAAUUUCAGAAGUCAUAUUUGUAUUGUCAGUGAACUACUUACUUUAAAUUUAUUUACAUUGCUCGAGCAGACUGAUUUCAGCGGAUUUGGUUUACCAAUAAUAAAGUCUUUUGGGAGCCAAAUAUUGAAAGGAUUGAAGUUUCUUCAUUCCAGAAAUAUUAUGCAUUGUGAUGUAAAGCCGGAAAACAUUAUGAUCAAAUUCCCAACAGAUCCAGAGCUGACUGAUGUUCAUAUCAAGAUCAUUGAUUUUGGCUCAUCAUGCUUCAAGAACGAAGUGUCGUACACUUAUAUUCAGUCCAGAUUCUAUCGUGCUCCGGAGGUGAUGUUAGGCUCAAAAUACAACGAAAAAAUUGAUAUUUGGUCUUUGGGCUGUAUCUUGGCCGAGUUAUUCACCGGGAAUCCCUUACUUCCGGGCAAAAAUGAGUACGAACAAAUUGGAAUGAUCGUUGAUAUGGUGGGCGCACCAAAGAGUGCAAUGAUCUUAAGACAACGGGGCUUAAUCAAGAAGCAAUUGUCCAAAAACUUCGAACAGCCAACCACCAAUGACAAGAACUUGAAAAAAACACUCUUGUUCAAGUUGUUUGAUAUUAAUGGAAGAUUGAACGUAUCAUUGCUUAACUACUACAUGACCCAAUCGUCCAACAACCCCACAUUUAAAACAGUUACCGUGGCUUCUUCGGCUAGUACCACCAACCGGUCUUCCAAGCCUGGUAGCAAGCACUUGGGUGUAGUUCUUGGACUUGAAGGAAUGGAAACCGCUGACAAUAAGCAGUUCCUUCAAGUUUUGAACAGUAUUUUCUUGUGGGACCCAGCAGAAAGAGCAAGCGUUCAGGAUAUACUUCAACUAGACUUUUUCCUGGGAUCAUGA